AAUGGAGUGUGAAUAAAGGGACAUAGUGGUCUCUGACCUGAUAAAUGAAAUACCCUCAUUUACUGUACAUAAAUUGAAAAAAAAAAUUAACUAUAAUUUUGAGUUAUUUAUUAAAUCAUUUAAAGUUAUUUAAUAAAGCUGUAAGCUGUGGUGUGCAAUACAGUGAUUUUACCCUGAAUAUAAAACCCACUUAAUCAACCUCGAGAAGCAUAUUGCUUAUUUAAAAUAAAAUCAAUAUGAUAAAAGACAUGGAAUGAGAAUGGAAUAAACUGUUCUUCCAUGAAGUAAUGUAGUUUUUAUGGACACAUCUACACAAAUCUGUUUUCGUUGAAGAUAAUUUUUCAGUUUCCUAAAUCCUAAUAUCUCCGUUUCCAAAGUAUGCGGUAAUUGAAAGUGUUUUCUAAAUGCUUAGUUUUCGGUGGAGGAAAACACCGAUCCAGUUUGGAUGAGAAGCGUAAGCAUAGGGAAAUAUAUGCAUUUUCAAACAAAAAUGUAUUAGGCCACGUCCACGCUAAUCAUUUUAAGUAUGAAACCUUAGUUUUCAGUUUCCUAACGUCAUUGUUUUCUAAAGUAUGCGGUAAUGGAGAUCGCUUUCGUUGUCGUUCUAGUGUGGAUGAGAGGCGUAAACAUAGUGAAAUUUAUAGGUUUUCAAAAGAAAGCGUAUCAUUGUGGACAUGGCCUAAACUGGAGUUGGAAAUAUUAUAAGUUACGAGCACUUGAAUGACCAAGCGAAGUCGUAUUUUCUAGGGGGAAACUCUGAAUUCUAGAUUUUACCCGAAUCGCUGACUUAUGAUGUUGGAAGCAGCUUGUCGACAUGAAAGAUGAUGGAAAGCAAUGAUUUAGCAAAAUCAUUUUAUUUCAGUGCUUUAUUUCAAUAAUGUUAAUUUGUUUUGUAUAGAUUAUCCAACCAUCUUCUAUAGCCGCUUGUCUAAUGUAGGGUCACAGGUAGUGCUGGAGCCUACCCCAGCUAUCUCAGGCCAAAGACAGGUGGCCAGUCCAUCACAGGGCAACACACACAGACAUACACAUUCACACUCUCUCUCUCUCACUAACGGGCAAUUUAGGGUCUCCAAUUAACUUAACCUGCAUGUCUUUUUGGACUGUGGGGGAAACCGGAGCACCCAGAGGAAACCCACAUGAACAUGGGGAGAACAUGCAAACACCACAAAGGCCCCAUAGAGCUGGGAAUCAAACAUGGGACCUUCUUGCUGUGAGCUUGCAGGAACAGGUGUUUUGGCUGUUGGUCUCUGGCUGCGUUUCGAUGAAAGAACUAAAGGACUUUUCAAUGUAGAAGGUUCUCCGUCUGUGUUCUUCACAGGGGUUUACAUCCUCAUUGUGGCAGGUGCCAUCAUGAUGGUGGUUGGGUUCCUCGGCUGCUGUGGAGCAAUAAGAGAGUCAGCAUGCAUGCUGGGGCUGUUCUUCAUGUUCCUGUUGAUCAUUUUUGCUGCAGAGGUGGCUGCUGGAAUCUGGGGAUUGUCCAAUCAGGACAAGAUCAUUUCAGACGUCCAACAGUUCUACACGCAGACAUUCAACACCUACAAAGGCACUAAGCAGGAAGCAUUGAGAGAAACUCUGCGAUUGAUUCAGUACGGAUUGAAGUGCUGUGGACCAACAGGAACGGCCUUUGAUGGAGCUACUGAAACCUGUCCGAAAAAGGAAGGAUUUGAAUUGCUUGUCACUACGAGCUGCCCAUAUGCCAUUAAGGAAGUCUUUACCUCAAGGCUUCACAUCAUUGGAGGAGUCGGGAUUGGUAUUGGGGUGAUCAUGAUCUUCGGUAUGAUCUUCAGCAUGCUGCUGUGCUGUGCUAUCCGACGAACUCAGAACAUUGUAUGAGCUGUCAUUACCACAACAGCCUGUUUUCUGCUAUGUAUUUAUCUGUUUGUGAAUGUAUAUGUGAGUCACACUCCUUUUGUCUUCUAACAAAGCCCAACAUUAAACAACCAUCCUAAAACUGUUACAGGCAGGGCAUAUACUGGGCAAAAAAUGAAUUGCUCUUAAAUACCUACAUGUAAAUGGCCUUGUCAAGUCAAUUUUAAUUUCUUUGGUGUUUCAAUUUAUACAUUUCACAUUUAUAUUUGCCUGUUUGAAUGUACGUGCAAGCUUCUGUCAUUUUUCUCUUUAUUUUUUGUACCAUUUUAUUAUGAAAAAGCUUAUUUUAUGAAUGUGUUUAUAAUUUUCUCUAUGUACCACCGUCAGUGUAUGGACAGGGAGUUACACAUUGAAAUUACAAUAAAGUAAUCAAUAACCAG
Myxocyprinus asiaticus (Chinese sucker) is the source of this 2249-nucleotide messenger RNA. Its product is annotated as CD9 antigen-like. Gene Ontology annotation, cellular component: membrane. The record is from RefSeq and is a predicted model, not a curated record. Lineage: Eukaryota; Metazoa; Chordata; Actinopteri; Cypriniformes; Catostomidae. Bases 1195 to 1833 code for a protein of 212 amino acids. The transcript is spliced from 8 exons.